This is a messenger RNA of Phacochoerus africanus (Common warthog), 2809 nucleotides long. It is a transcript of the gene ZMYND11, whose product is annotated as zinc finger MYND-type containing 11. Lineage: Eukaryota; Metazoa; Chordata; Mammalia; Artiodactyla; Suidae. Gene Ontology annotation, biological process: regulation of transcription elongation by RNA polymerase II. Bases 219 to 2024 code for a protein of 601 amino acids. The transcript has 15 exons. The record is from RefSeq and is a predicted model, not a curated record. Gene Ontology annotation, molecular function: DNA binding; protein binding; transcription corepressor activity.
CGUCGGCCGGGCAGCGCCCGCAGCUGCGGGUCCGAGCUGACGAUGCUGCGGGCGCCGGAUCUUUGUGCGCUCCGCUCCCGGCUCCCGCGUGCCCGCACGUACGUAGCCUUCACGUGUGUGUGGAUAUGAAGUGCAUGUGUGGAUCUGUACGAAUAUGCUCCAAUUUGGGGAGAGGCGCGGAGCACAGGACGGAGGGAAGCUAAAGGAGUAAGCAGGUCAUGGCACGCUUAACAAAAAGACGGCAGGCGGAUACAAAAGCUAUCCAGCAUCUUUGGGCAGCCAUUGAGAUUAUAAGAAAUCAGAAGCAAAUUGCCAACAUUGACCGUAUUACAAAGUAUAUGUCUCGAGUCCACGGUAUGCAUCCAAAAGAGACCACCCGGCAGCUGAGCUUAGCUGUGAAAGAUGGUCUUAUUGUGGAGACGCUGACAGUGGGCUGCAAAGGUUCAAAAGCUGGUAUCGAACAGGAAGGAUAUUGGUUGCCAGGAGAUGAGAUUGACUGGGAAACAGAAAAUCAUGACUGGUAUUGUUUUGAAUGCCAUUUGCCUGGAGAGGUGUUGAUAUGUGACCUGUGUUUUCGUGUGUAUCAUUCCAAGUGUUUGUCUGAUGAGUACAGGCUUAGAGACAGCAGUAGUCACUGGCAGUGCCCAGUUUGCAGGAGCAUCAAGAAGAAAAACACAAACAAGCAGGAGAUGAGCACAUACCUGAGGUUCAUCGUCUCCCGCAUGAAGGAGCGGGCAAUCGACCUUCAUAAGAAGGGGAAGGACAGCAAGCACCCCAUGUACCGGCGGCUGGUGCACUCGGCAGUGGACGUCCCUGCCAUACAGGAGAAAGUGAAUGAAGGGAAAUACCGAAGUUACGAGGAGUUCAAGGCCGAUGCUCAGUUGCUGCUCCACAACACAGUGAUUUUCUAUGGAGACAGCGAGCAGGCUGACAUAGCAAGGAUGCUCUACAAAGACACAUGUCACGAGCUGGAUGAACUACAGCUUUGCAAGAAUUGCUUCUAUUUGUCAAAUGCUCGUCCUGACAAUUGGUUCUGCUAUCCUUGCAUACCUAAUCAUGAACUGGUUUGGGCUAAAAUGAAAGGCUUUGGGUUCUGGCCAGCCAAAGUCAUGCAGAAAGAGGACAAUCAGGUUGACGUCCGCUUCUUCGGUCACCACCACCAAAGGGCCUGGAUUCCUUCUGAAAACAUACAGGACAUCACAGUCAACGUUCACCGGCUGCAUGUUAAGCGCAGUAUGGGUUGGAAAAAGGCUUGUGAUGAGCUGGAACUGCAUCAGCGUUUCCUCCGUGAAGGGAGGUUUUGGAAGUCUAAGAAUGAGGACCGAGGGGAGGAGGAGGCAGAAUCCAGUAUCUCCUCCACCAGUAAUGAGCAGCUAAAGGUCACUCAAGAACCGAGAGCAAAGAAAGGCCGACGCAAUCAAAGUGUGGAGCCCAAAAAAGAAGAACCAGAGCCUGAAACUGAAGCAGUAAGUUCCAGCCAGGAAAUCCCCACGAUGCCUCAGCCAAUCGAAAAAGUUUCCGUAUCAACUCAGACCAAGAAGUUAAGUGCCUCUUCUCCAAGAAUGCUGCACCGAAGCACCCAGACCACCAGUGACGGAGUGUGUCAGAGCCUGUGCCACGACAAGUACACCAAAAUCUUCAAUGACUUUAAAGACCGGAUGAAGUCUGACCACAAGCGAGAAACGGAAAGGGUUGUACGAGAAGCUCUAGAAAAGCUGCGUUCUGAAAUGGAAGAAGAAAAAAGACAAGCUGUAAAUAAAGCUGUAGCCAAUAUGCAGGGUGAGAUGGACAGAAAGUGUAAGCAAGUGAAGGAGAAAUGUAAAGAAGAGUUUGUAGAAGAAAUCAAGAAGUUAGCAACACAGCACAAACAGCUAAUUUCUCAGACCAAGAAGAAGCAGUGGUGCUACAACUGUGAGGAGGAGGCCAUGUACCACUGCUGCUGGAACACAUCCUACUGCUCAAUCAAGUGUCAGCAGGAGCACUGGCACGCAGAACACAAGCGCACCUGUCGCCGGAAAAGAUGAAGGCUAGUUCCUCCUGGUGAAUCACUGACGAUUAUUCUUCUCAGACACAGCGGUUUUUGUUUCCAAGAAGCCAAAAUUGUUUAGAAUUUGCUUCCCAUUUUGCACCAGCCUUUAAACACUUUUCGUGAAGAAAUUUUGCACAGUAGUUUAAAUCUUUUGUUAAUGCUCCUCUGGAGUUUUUCAGGGGGUAAAAGUAACAUCAGUGGAGGGUAUUAUUUUAAAUAAAUUUUAAUUGAGAGUUUGUUGCAUUUUCAGCAAAUUUUAAAACAUUUUUAGGUUUUACAGAGAUUUUAACCUUUAAACAACAGAUCUUUAAAAAAACAACAGGUGAAUACAAGUGAGUUUAACAAAGAAACAUUUAAAAUAGAUCUGAAUGUAAGAACUGCAGAACUGCUUCAGAACUGAAACAUACUACCUUGAUGUGACGUUUAUCUCUUAACCUUGUUGAGCUGGUUUUGUUCAGCUUAAUUUACUGUUUAAAGGCAUUAUCUAUUGGUUAUGCCAGUGGGUAUAUGAUUGAAUUUAGGGAACAGGGUUGACACAGCAGGUGCUAGUCCUGCAUAUUUUUUCUUAAAUAUUUCCCAAUUGUGUUUUUCAUUAUUUCUUUUCAAUAUAUAACUUUUAUAACAAAUUAUUAGCUUUGAUCUUGUAGUUUAAAAUUGCAGGGAACUGGGGUAAUCUUUUACUGAGCUGGAUCUUAGAGAAAAUGAAUAUUUAAAUUUUAAAGUUUGCACAUUUCAUCUUUGUCCUAACAUGAGUGCUUGUAACAAAAUAAACAACAAAAA